AUGGCAGUUUGGGGUUGGAUCUGCUCACUGGCUGCGCUGCUCUCUCUCAUUUUCACAGGGACACACAGCCACAGAGGGGAGAUAGAGACCUACCAUGUGAGUGCUGGCCAUCUCUUUCUGCUCAAGUGCCGUAUUGCUGCUGCUGCUGCUGCUCACUCCAAUGUGACCUGGAGUAAAGUAGGGAGGCACAACCAGAGCCUGCCUGAUGGAGUGGAGGUCAGGGAUGGGUUACUGUGGUUUCUUCCUUUGCAGUCUUCUCAUAAUGGAACCUACAUCUGUGAGGAAAGGACGGAUGGUAGAGUAUCUAGUAUGGAGUUAGGGGUGUCAGUGUCGAGUGAAGAGUGUCCUGACCCGGCUAGGACGAAAUCCAUCACCCAGGGAGUCAGCGACCGUCUUCCUUGUCAACAGACUGAGAUCUUCAAACUGAAUAUGGCACGGAGCAUACGAUGGCAAAAGGCGUGCCAGCCUGUGGAGCGUAAAGGGGAUCUCCAGCCCAUCUCUGUGGAUGUGAAAGGCUCCAUGAGGCUGCCUAUGGCCUCAGAGAGCGAUGCUGGUAUAUACACCUGCCUGGUAGACGUGAGCUUGGACGGCAAGAACUACACGUCUGCACACAGCAUCAGGCUGAUUAUUGAUAAUAAGAUGGAAGAGAGAGUGUCGGUUGUACCUCAGAUAGUGUGCCCUCAACAAAACGUGUUCGUGGCUGAAGGUGCGAGACAGGAGCUCCAGUGUUUGGCCUACAUAGGCUUCAGUGAGGACAAUGAGACAUUGAUAUAUUGGACUAUUGAUGAGAAGGACGCUGAGGAAUACGAGCUCCACCAGUCCAGGAAAAAUCAGAAAGAAAGAGGCAAGUGGUUCAUUCGGUCCACUCUGUCCAUUUCUAAAGUUCCUCGUAAGUUCCUGAAUGUUCCCAUUCACUGCCAUGUCGAAAACACAGUUGGAGCAGACAAAUGCUUAGUGCGGCUUCUAGAAGCUGACCACAGUCCCCUCUACAUCAGUGUGGCUCUCUGCCUCGCUGCUCCCUUGACUCUUCUGGCCCUGGCUGCUGCAUUCCUCUUCUGUAAAGUAGAUCUGGUGUUGGCUUACAGGAAACUGACUAGGCAUUUUUCCAAACAAGCUCUAGAUGGGAAGCUGUACGACGCCUAUGUGAGCGUCCUCCAUCCAGACACCCUGAGUUCAGCUGAGAGCUUUGCCCUGCAGAUCCUGCCUGAGAAGCUGGAGAGACAACAUGGAUACUCCCUGUACAUCAGAGAGCGGGACGACUGCCCUGGAGAAGCAAUGCACGACAUGAUUGCCUCUGCUGUGCAAAGAUGCCGCAGACUGAUAAUCAUCUUGACUGCAGAGGCGAAAUCUUCAACCAACAAAAUGGAGGAGGAUUGUCCCUCACAUAACGACCAUAACCAGCUGUUCUAUGAGCACAUAAUCGGCCUUCACGAUGCUUUGAUGCAGAAUGAACCACAAGUGAUUCUUGUGGAAAUAGAUGGUCCAGUGGAUUACAGUCACCUACCAGAGUCUUUGCGUUUUAUUAAGAGGAAACAAGGAGCUCUGAAGUGGAAGACAAGCUCUCUUUCAACACACAAACUCAACUCAAACAGACACUUCUGGAAGCAUCUGAGGUACCACAUGCCCUCAGUGCCUGCAGGAACACGUCAGACUGUUGUCUAAACCUAGUUGAAAAAAUCACUGAUACUGAUGGGAUCCAACAUGGGUGUUUGGUUCGUCAGG
This is a messenger RNA of Scomber japonicus (chub mackerel), 1722 nucleotides long. It is a transcript of the gene il1rl2, whose product is annotated as interleukin-18 receptor 1. The transcript has 11 exons. Gene Ontology annotation, biological process: signal transduction. Lineage: Eukaryota; Metazoa; Chordata; Actinopteri; Scombriformes; Scombridae. The coding region runs from base 1 to 1662 and encodes 553 amino acids. The record is from RefSeq and is a predicted model, not a curated record.